Sclerotinia sclerotiorum 1980 UF-70 is the source of this 609-nucleotide messenger RNA. RefSeq lists its product with no specific name. The record is from RefSeq and is a predicted model, not a curated record. The transcript has 3 exons. Bases 1 to 609 code for a protein of 202 amino acids. Lineage: Eukaryota; Fungi; Ascomycota; Leotiomycetes; Helotiales; Sclerotiniaceae.
AUGUGUUUUUUGCACCUAUCCCGGAAGCAAGCGAAUUCGAAACACCUUCACGAUAUGCAUCGGCAGUGUCUCGCUAGAGCGAUUAUUUCUAAUAGAUUGGAUUAUUGUAUUGCGGAGCAUUACCUACGGGAUAUGCUACCUUCAAUCGAUGUCCCUGCAUCGACGAUCCCGAGCGAGUUUGUAAAUGAAUAUCCUCUUCACCACCCCGAUCUUAGUUCAGGCAAUAUUUUCGUCGAUGAAGGUUUCAAUAUCAGCUGCAUCAUAGAUGGGGCAUUUUGCUCUACUGUUCCAAUGCCCAUACUAUUAACAACCCCAAAACUAGAACUGUACGCAUUUAUCUACAAAUCAAAAGACAUUAUCGAUAUACCCAGACUAUUUAGAAGCGCACGAGAUGAAGAUAAGUUUCGAGAUUUGGCUGCAGAACUUAAGAUGGAAGAUCGUUCGGUUGGUGAACUCGCAAAAUAUGAAAAUGACUAUUUUCGCGUCAUGAAAUCGAGUGGGAAGGAAGCUACCGCGAGGAAGCUUACUCUAGUGUCCGAACUUAAUCAAGGCUUCGUGGCGGAUAAAAGAUUAUGGCGUUGGCUUGAUAAAGCCUUGAAUGAUAAUUGA